Molecule: messenger RNA, 664 nt
Organism: Guillardia theta CCMP2712
Lineage: Eukaryota; Cryptophyceae; Pyrenomonadales; Geminigeraceae
Exons: 6
Coding region: 116-664 (182 amino acids)
Source: RefSeq, a predicted model, not a curated record
AGGUGUCUUCCUGAGUCUGCAAAAAUCCCCGAUGGGAAGCUACUGAUGAUCUCACCAAAUCCCUCCGCCUUGCUUGUGAAAUCAGUGGACAAUCCUCUAACGUAUUCUGAUCGGCAUGGCCGGGAAUGUGGGCAGCUUGGCAAUAGUGACUUCUUGUCUGCUCCUCCUUGAGCUCGCGUUUGCAACCAACAGUCAUGGAGCUCCUUGCUCCACCGCGAGUCACCGACUCCCUUCCACAGCAUGCCAGUCUGGGAUCUGCCCAGGUCAACUCUCCACGAGGUUACGUGGGGGCCUGCAGAUCUCAUCCAAGAUGAGUGAGAACCAAUUCACGUACAAAGAUCAGCUGAUGCUGAACCAGUACGCGGGUCUUAAGAAGGAGGUCGAGGACCUCCAGCAGGAGUUGAAGAAGGAUCACGAAGACCUCGAGAGCCUCCGAGACGCUCUGGAUGAGCUUGAGAUCUACAAGUGCAAAGCUCCUCCAGAGUUCGACAAGAUCCGCAACUUGCCCCCUCCACUACAGUUUCGGUGGGGAGAGACUUUCUCAACGUGGGACCCACAAACUGUAGGAGACAUUCUUGAGUCACAACUGAACGGAUUGGAGACGAUGGUAGGAUGGAAAUCGAGAAGAAAGAUUCGGAGAUCUUGUGACCUUCUCAAGUACUGA